AUGGGCCAUGGGUACACUUCUCCGAGACGGCGAUUGAUCCCUCUUCUGUUCCUCCUCCUGCUGAGGUCGACCAGUGUCUUGACAGGACAGACUGAGCCAUACAGGAGGGACAGCUUCAGUCCUCUCUUUGAGGGUCAGAAUGCCGUGUUUGUGUGCGACCCAAGUGGCCAGGUAAGCGGCACUCUUUCCUACCAGUGGACUCUCAACGAUACCCACAUUAUCGCCACCCGACGCUCCUUCACCAUUUACAAUGUGCGGGAAAGCGACAGCGGACUUUACAAAUGCAUUGUGCGAGGAAAGAUAAUGGACAAGGAGGUUGUGGCUGAACACGCCACUUUUGCGUACGUUAAGAAGGCUGAAACGAUGCUCACCCAGGUGGUGGACGAGGGCGUGUCAGUGAUUAUUCUCUGCAAUGUCACAGACAGCAACGUGCCACCGGGGUCAAAAAACUUACGCUAUCAAUGGCACAACCCAAACGGGACACUAAUAAGCAACCGGGGUUUCCUGAGACUCGCCAACAUUCGUAUCCACGAGUCUGGCGUCUACGUGUGCACUGCGUCAGUUGAUGUAAAUGGGACCCGCCACGAGGCCAGCCGUGGCACCAAUAUUCAAGUCAAACGCGCAGGCAACGUGAUCUUCCCUGGUCUCUCAGGCCACACCAUCCACGUGCUGGAGACCAGUCCCGUUCACCAGACAUGUCGAGUGGAGAAGCACCACCCUGGCGCAAAUUACACCUACCACUGGCUAGGCCCCCACCGACAAAAGAUCGCCGAUGGCAGUCAACUAACAAUUGAUUACGCUCUGCGCUCCCGCCACUCGGGCGCCUACACCUGUGUCGCCAAGUCCAUUCAGGCUGCGCAUCGCGAUCUUGAGGGCACCGUCUACGUCAUCGUUUUGCAGAGGUCUGAUUUCGAUGUGCGAAGAUUUGACGAAUGCGAAUCUUCCAGUGACGAAAAGUGCUCAUGGGAGCUGCGUCUUCUGGUAAUCGAUUCAACGGAAUCGCACAGAGUUGUCAAUCUCUUCAGAGCGAGGUCAAACAUAAUGAUGACUUGGGAUGCCCUUCUGCCUCCUCCCAGACUCUAUUUUGGGAAGCAUUUCUUGACAAUGCGCUCCACUGCCACGCUUCCUCCAAGUACCAGUAAGUUCGCAGUACGAGUCACUCCUGCAGCUUCGGAGCCGACUUCGAAUCACACACUCUGCAUUCAACCGACACUGCAUGACAUGAGGGUUCGAAAUAACAGAAAGCACGCCUGGUUGGUGAAUGCAGCUACUGCACACUCAGGUCGUGCCCAUCUCUCCUCCUCCUCCUCCUCCAUGCGAAAAUGGCGUCACGACUACACAGUGCUGCGGAGAGUCUGUGUCAGGCUCAUGGUUUUCAGUUCUGUGAUGGAAAGUGCAACACAAGGAGGUGAAAUAGACACCAGUUCACGUUGCGUUGUUCAGGCAUUCAUGCACAAGUUUGGUUUGAAGAGCACAUUUAGUGACUUUCCACCCACUCUUCGGCAUGAGACCCUACGUUUUCAAAUAUCUACCUUGUCGGAGAACCUGCGUAUAGGAGGCUUCACGCACAGGCGGGUGUCGAUACCUUACCUGCCUUUCCCUGUGGGUGUGACUCAGGAGCAGUUCGAAUAUACAUGGAUAAGCCCCGAGGGCCAACCAGUGACUCCUCAGCCCAGUCCCGAGAUGUACGUCCAACUGCAGUCGCCCCAACAGUUCGGCCUUUACACCAUUCGUGUACGCGGCAUCCACUCCGGCUAUUCACAUGAACUGCAAAGUGACGUCCUUCUGCAAAUGAAUCCGGAUGACUAUUCACUACGAAUCUCGGGCCAGGGGAGCCAAAUGUUUCCAAACUCACGAGUCGAGGUUCUCUGCGAGGUGCAACCGUUGCACCCGGGUGCUAAGGUGCGGUGGGUGAACGCGCAGAACUUAAUGGUGGCGUCCGAUGGCCGUCUCAUGAUCGAGCGCUUCAAGAACGGCAACGAGGGUAGCUACUUCUGUGAAGCCUUCCUUCCAGAUGGAAACAUUCUCCUGAAGCAACUCUUCCUCCAACUGGAAAAUGGGACAGAAAUCGGCGCAGAUGGGAUUGAGGGUGACAGUGGCAGUUCCUACACUAUCCACAUUGCGAGCUACCCCUCGCACUUCACCUAUGAUGACGCGGUUGAACUGCACUGCAUUGUGCAACCAGAUGCCAAUGGUGUGACUUUCGAAUGGACGAAAGACGGCCAAGUGAUAGGGAACAAUCAAGUCCUCGAUAUCCCUGCCUUCGGUAGGCAAGAUACUGGUAAAUACCAGUGUCGUGCGACUAUCCAGUCCGUUGUCAAAUAUGCGGAGGAAAUUUUGACUCUACCCUCUGAAGAUACUUGGGAGUUGGCUAUGGGUCCGAGAGUGGUGAGCGCCGGUGCGUUCAAGCCCUUUCAAAUUGAGUGUACCUCCCAUCGGUCGGGUGUUCGACCGUCAGUAGUGUUCUCAUCCGAUGCCAAUAUCACUAUUGACAGCCAGUUCCAACUUCUCUUUCCUGCUGCCCAAAGGGUCAUUAUCUCCGUACCCAGAGGUCUUUCUACCGUCUACAACGGAAUGUCUAUUCGAUGCCUUCUGAAUAACGUCUACUCGAAGCAGUCGCGUAUAUUCAUUCAAGACUCCUGCCCCACGAAACAGAUCAGCUGUCUCAGUGGCGAGUGCGUCCUCAUUGACAAGAUUUGCAAUGGCGUCAAUGACUGCAGGGAUGGCUCCGAUGAGAGCGAACAAUUUUGCUGCUUGGGGCUACUGGUGUGGCCCGGAGGUCAGGACGCUCGGCGAUGGCACAAUGGCGGAGUCCCUAAAUGA
Messenger RNA from Echinococcus granulosus, 2823 nucleotides. RefSeq names its product Contactin-1. The record is from RefSeq and is a predicted model, not a curated record. The transcript is spliced from 12 exons. The coding region runs from base 1 to 2823 and encodes 940 amino acids. Gene Ontology annotation, molecular function: protein binding. Lineage: Eukaryota; Metazoa; Platyhelminthes; Cestoda; Cyclophyllidea; Taeniidae.